Molecule: messenger RNA, 1413 nt
Organism: Arachis stenosperma
Lineage: Eukaryota; Viridiplantae; Streptophyta; Magnoliopsida; Fabales; Fabaceae
Exons: 8
Coding region: 70-1254 (394 amino acids)
Molecular function (GO): nuclease activity
Source: RefSeq, a predicted model, not a curated record
AAAAAAAACCGCGAUUAGGAGUUUCCGUUAAUUUAUGAUGUACCGAUAAGAUAAUGGUAUUCCUUGAAGAUGAGGAACAGCAUCAAUGGCACUAAACCGUUACCACUUCCCUCAUUUUCGACCCGCCUCUUCCCGACAAUGGCCACUCCUUACCUCCAUUCACCACCGACCGCAAACCCUAUCCUCCACCACUGCUCUGCCACGUCAACCCUUCGAAACACGGCCAUUCCAACUUCCACUACUCACCACAGGGUACAAGUGUGGUGGCUAACAUGUUUUGGUGAUAUUUGGUGGAGAUGGUUUUCUAGACUUGUCUCCUUUUACUUGCUCUCUCUCAAUCUCGUUGCUGCACCUUCUGCCUAUCCAGCUUCCUCUACUUCUUAUGCCUGCGAGCACAUUGAUGCUUAUUAUUACCCUGUCAUGCAUUUAAGAGGUGAACUACUCAAGAAGAAAUUGAACAGCAUCGUUGCCCCUCACCAUUCCUUGUCCUAUCAAGAGGUGUGGGAUGCCCUCAAGAUUCUUGAUGCUGCUGAUAUUGAUAAUCCAGAAGCUUCUUCGGGGAUAGUGGAAAUAUACUCAUUGAGAGUUGUCUCAAAACGAUUGUCAGGAAAACCGCAGGGAUGGAAUAGUGAGUCAACUAAACAAUUUGUUGGACUUUCCAUGUCAAACAAAGAAGCUGCAUGGACACUGAAAACAGACAAGCAGAGGUGGGCACCGCUGCAAGGAGAUCUUCUUGCAGUCAAUUCAUCAAGGGGAAAUAAGUAUUAUGGUGAAUGCAUGACUAGCUCAAACAAAUGUUUGAGUCCAGCAAACAAAGAAGCUGCAUUGGACACUGAAACAGACAAGCAGAGGUGGGCACCGCCUGCAAGGGUUAGAGGGGAUAUCGCAAGGGCUUUAAUGUACAUGGCAGUCGCUUAUGGGUUUCAGCAACCGGGGGGAAAUCCAGGUCUUCGCCUCUCAGAUACUCCAAAUGUUGAGAACAGGGAAAUGGGGUUGCUUUCCACAUUAUUGAAGUGGAACGAAGUGGAUCCCCCUUCGAGGGAAGAGAAGUUGAGAAAUGAAAGAAUAUGCAAAAUGUAUCAGCAUAAUCGGAAUCCCUUUGUAGAUCAUCCUGAGUAUGCUAAUCUUAUAUGGAAAUGGAAGCCAGUUGUUUCAAGACCUAUUCCAUUCAGUGAUAAUGAUAAUAAUGCUAUCUCAUCAAAGACGAGUUACCUAGUGUCUCCAUCAAACAAACUUGUGCCUCACGCAUCAUAGUGCUUCCUCCUUUUCAUUCUCAUUUUUUGUUUCGUAAAAAUAAAAUGUGUAUAGAUAUUUCCUAAAGGAAUGUAUAUUAUUCGCCUUUUUUGGAGGAAAACUGUCUUUCUCAUGUGAUUUAUUGACUUUUUUUUUAAUUAAACAUACAUUUAUAUUAUC